Messenger RNA from Brassica napus (rape), 2894 nucleotides. Its product is annotated as shaggy-related protein kinase zeta-like. Gene Ontology annotation, molecular function: protein serine/threonine kinase activity; ATP binding. Gene Ontology annotation, cellular component: cytoplasm. The coding region runs from base 1814 to 2725 and encodes 303 amino acids. The transcript is spliced from 10 exons. NCBI's taxonomy places the organism in Eukaryota, Viridiplantae, Streptophyta, Magnoliopsida, Brassicales, Brassicaceae. Gene Ontology annotation, biological process: signal transduction; protein phosphorylation. The record is from RefSeq and is a predicted model, not a curated record.
AGAAGCUCGAGAUUCUCAUGACUGAGAUCAGAGAACUUGUCAAAUAGAGUCUUGUACUCAGUUUCAAGAUCUUGCUCAAGAUCAUCAUCAUCCUCGCUGUAAGCAUUAGAAUCUUUUCCACUUUCUUGACCAAUUAGAGCCAUGAAGUUUAGGUGCAGCUCACCUUCGUCACUGUCGCUUUCAGAUUCAGUGUCACUGAAGCACAAGAGAGACUUCUCUUUCUUGAGAAUGCUACGACACUCACUGCGUGUAUGCCCAAUGCCUUUACACUCAAUACAUUUUUGAUAUUUUCUCUUAGCAAGGGGACACUCGCUUCUGAAGUGGCCGUAACCUUCACACUCAUGACACAUCUUUGUGUUCUUGCUAGAAUCCUGCUUUGAGAGCUGAGAGCUGCCCCUUUCAACAUCAUUCUUUUGGUAGCGUCCAUUGGAUCUACCACCACCUUUCUCCAUACGCUUGACAAACUUGUUGAAGUUUCGAGCCAUUAAACUCAGAUUCUCUUCAAUCUUAGUGACUCGACCAUCAUCCUUAGACUCAGCUGUGAAGGCAAUGCUCUUCUGGUUAGUAGAUUGUCGAUCGGUUUUCUCAAGAUCAUGCACCUUCAGAAACUUCAUCUCAUCUGUGUCAACAGCAAGUGUGAGAACAGCUUUAUAAGCUUCAAACCGUGGUGGUAAGCACCUUAGGAGCUUCUUCACCAAAUCCUUUUCUUCAUACUUCUUGCCAAGAACAGACGCUUCACUUGCCAAUUCACUGAUCUUGCAUAUGAAUCCAUCAAUCGGCUCAUCAUCACUCAUUCUCAGGUUCUCAAACUUGGAGGCUAGGUGAUCAAGGCGCUUCUCAUACUGGUAUUUCCUUCAAAGUGAUUUAUGAGCGUAUCCCACGCUUGCUUGGCAGAUUCACAUCCUUGUAUGAUCUUGAACUGCUCAACAUCUACUGACGAGAAUAUGAAAGUUAGAGCUUUAGAGUUGAACUUAGACGCUUUCUUCUCACCCUCAGUUCACUGGUCUUUAGGCUUUGGACCAACUUACUUAUCUUCCAAGACAACGGUAGGAGCACUCCAACCAUCUUCUACAGACGUCCAAGCAUCUUCAUCAACUCCUCUGAUGAUGUGUUGCAUCCUCACUUUCCAGUGACCAAAGUUGGUACUGUCCAGCAUGAUAGGCUUAUGAAUGUGUAAGAGUUCCUUCAUGGUGUCCAUGAAAUCUGCAGGAUCUCAACCUGUUAGUAGUACUUGAUACCACAGAGGUUUCCCGCUCUGAUACCAAAUGAAAGUUCAAAGACACACAGAUAUGAACCGUACAAAAGUCUUUCAAGAACACUUUCUUGUAUAUUAGAAAUCUUUUAAACAAUCAUCCUAGAUCUGUUUAAUCCGGUUUAUGCUCAGUCACACACGACUAGCGACAGACCAAUUUCUAAUCUCUAAAUUACAGAAACCCAAGCUGAAAACCUUUCACUAGAUUUCUGUAGCCGACAAGAACAAACCUCUUGCUCUAGCUUUUACUCUCUUAACGCUUAACCUAAAACACUUCUAGGUUCCCUCGUUAAGUACCCGUGAAAGACAAUAUUCUACUUCCUAAAAUAUCGCCAACAGAAGAUCUUCUUUGCUUCGCGCCAAAGCAAUAUCUUCUACUUCCAUAAGUUUGUGACAUGUCAUCACGCCGUAACAAACUUAACGUACUAUGUUACACACUCAUCACCAUGUGUAACACACUCUUGGCUCAGAACGAACAAGCUCACAAUUCUUGAGCUUACAUCAGUAGCCAUUAAGAAGGUUUAGCAAGACCGGCGCUAAAAGAACCGUGAGCUUCAGUUAAUGCGGCUAAUGGACCACCCAAACGUUGUUUCCCUGAAGCAUUGUUUCUUCUCUACGACGAGUAGAGAUGAGCUCUUCCUCAACCUCGUUAUGGAGUAUGUACCCGAGACUUUGUACCGGGUUUUGAAGCACUAUACUAGUUCAAACCAGAGAAUGCCUAUUUUCUAUGUCAAAUUUUACACUUACCAAAUCUUUAGAGGCUUGGCUUAUAUCCAUGCAGCUCCUGGUGUCUGCCACAGGGAUUUGAAACCACAAAAUCUUUUGGUUGAUCCUCUCACUCAUCAGUGUAAGCUGUGCGAUUUUGGAAGUGCAAAAAUAUUGGUGAAAGGUGAAGCAAACAUAUCAUAUAUCUGCUCUCGUUAUUACCGAGCUCCAGAGCUUAUCUUUGGGGCCACAGAGUAUACAUCCUCCAUAGACAUAUGGGGCCCGUUCGUUUCACCAUGGUCUGCUGGUUGUGUUUUGGCAGAGCUUCUCCUUGGCCAGCCGUUGUUCCCGGGAGAAAACUCUGUGGACCAGCUAGUGGAGAUCAUCAAGGUUCUUGGUACUCCAACUCGAGAAGAGAUCAGAUGCAUGAAUCCAAACUACACAGACUUCAGAUUCCCACAAAUCAAAGCUCAUCCUUGGCAUAAGGUUUUCCAUAAGCGGAUGCCUCCAGAAACCAUUGACCUCGCAUCUCGGCUUCUUCAGUAUUCACCGAGCCUACGUUGCACUGCGCUGGAAGCAUGUGCACAUCCAUUUUUCAGUGAACUACGAGAGCCCAAUGCACGUCUUCCAAACGGCCGACCUCUACCACCAUUGUUCAACUUCAAACAAGAGUUAUCUGGAGCUUCACUAGAGCUUAUAGACAGGCUAAUACCUGAGCACGUUAGGCGGCAGAUGAGUGGAGGCUUUCCAUUACAAGCUGGUCAUUAGAAAAAAAAAGGAUUUUGAAACUGAGAUGUUAUUAUUCACUUUUGACUGGUAGAGACGCCUUUUUCUAGUGAAUAAUUUGUUCGUGGAUGGUGAUGGAAGAAUUGAAUUAUAAUGUCUAAAACUAUAACCGUUAUUAAUUAUAAGGUAGGAGCUUAUAUUACUUUAAGCA